Siniperca chuatsi (mandarin fish) is the source of this 2682-nucleotide messenger RNA. RefSeq names its product heat shock protein 67B1. Bases 1436 to 2506 code for a protein of 356 amino acids. The transcript is spliced from 4 exons. Lineage: Eukaryota; Metazoa; Chordata; Actinopteri; Centrarchiformes; Sinipercidae. The record is from RefSeq and is a predicted model, not a curated record. Gene Ontology annotation, biological process: response to heat; protein refolding. Gene Ontology annotation, molecular function: protein folding chaperone.
UUCAUUUAUUGUUAUUUUAUUUACUUAAUUGUACUCAGGCGUAAUCAGCAGCUCAUUUGCCUUUUCUCCCCAUUUUUCAUUUCACAUUCUGUGGAAGUAUAUAGUGAGCUUUCCUUGUAUCAAGAGCACCUUGUUUGUAAACUGUGGUGACUGGGGGAAUAGCAUCUUUUUGCAGCAGGAAAAACUACAACUUCUGGAUACGUUGGAUUAAGAUUUUGGGGUGAAGUUUAAAUGUAUCUGUUUCUUUUUUUAAAACAUCUGGCCAUUCUUUGGUGAAAAUCUGUAAAAACUGUAAAAUAAUUUGUCAAUGUUGUACAAUAAUCUCACCCCCAAAAAAUCUGUCAAGUUUCAUCUUUCAUACAGUUUUGCCAAAUUGUAUUUCCACCUUAGCCUUCAAAACUAGUUUUGAAGAAUAGCAUGAACAUCUUGGUGCACUGUGGGAAUAUGUGCCUUUAAUGUGAACAGGAUGGGAAGUCUCUAUUGAUGGUUGAAACAGAGGAACCAAUUUUUCAGGCAAGUCAAGCAGCAGCAGAGAAUCCCAAUUUAACCUCUCACCGCAUACCCUACAGACAGAAUCUGUGGGUGAGGCAUCACACCAAGUGUCAGAAACAUCUGUUCAAUCUGUUUUGUGCUCCAGUGGACAGUAUGCCAAGAUCUCAGGGCACACAACUCUAAAAAUGAAACACUGACAAGUCUGUCACACUUGAUAAAAGAGGGAACAAUAAUAAUCCUGUUGAAACUGGGAGCUUUGUACACUCAAUACACACACAUGCCACUGAAAUGUUUCAGAUAACACAAAAAGAGCGUUUUGUGUCCUUCUCAGACUCUAGUUGAGGUUUUUCAUGCUCCAGACAAACCGCUGCCACUUUGUGUCCUUUGAGGGGUGAAACACAGGGGAAAGAGACACUGUCACUGGCUCAUGACAAGACUAAGGAGCCCAGUCACCACUGACAGAAUAGAGUUCACUGGGAUGUGAGAAAAACGGUCUUCAGGCAAGCGAUGCAACAGUUCAAACACAAACUAGCCUUAGCCAACUGCUCGCUAUUUGCCAUUGCGCCCUUAAAAGUUAUAAAUACAACUAAUUAGUCUGCUGCCUUCUUCAGGCCAGCAAGAGGUAACGGCCUCCCCUCCACACCCAUCACCCCAUGCCCACACACCCUUCUCAUGGGAUCGGCAGAAUUGCUUAAUAAGUGCUAAAACAGACAGGAGUACUAUAUAAAGCCCUUCAGAGAUUUCUCCGUCUCACCAUCCUUAGCUUUGGCAAAUCUUACCGUACAUACCAUUUCCUCAGCCAUUAAGGAGAUUUGAAUUGCUGAAAUUUCAGUGAGUCAGCCCCAAGAGUCCAGAAGUUACCUGCUGAGUGUCAUCAAAAAAAGGGCUGCCAUUAUUUAUCUUCUCCCUGGAUAUUUUCCGCUCUAAUUUUAUUUCUUAAAACAUGAGCGAACAGGCCAAAACAGAGCCAUGUGGGGAGUACGGCAUGGGUGUCCCCUGGUACCCCCUGAGAAAAUGGUGGCAGUCCAGCCGGCUUUUCAAUCAGGAUGUUGGCCUGCCGCCUUUCCUGGAGCCAGGGGACUCUCAGUGGAUGGAUGUACACCGGCUCCAGAGGAGUUUGGCAGCCUGCUCCUGGCCAGGGUACAUACCCGCUCCACUGUUUGUGCCCUACAUCUCUGGGUCGAUGCAUCAUCCCAGCCAGAAGAUUAGUAAGGAGCAGUAUAAAUGGAGGGUCAGCCUGGACGUGGCUCACUUCUCCCCCUCAGAGAUUUCUCUCAGCGUCAGAGACGGAUUCCUGGAGGUUGGAGGGAAACACGAGGAGAGGCCAGACGAGCAUGGAUUUAUUGCCAGAUGUUUUACAAGGAAAUACAGGCUCCCAGCUGAGACUGAUGCUUCCAAAAUCGAAUCCACACUUUCUGUUGAUGGUAUCCUGACUGUGGAAGCUCCAGUUCCCGAAACCUCCGUUCCUGCUGCCAUCAUCAUUCCCAUAAAGGUGGAGAUGGAGGCAGCUGGAGAAAAACAGGAGAAAGAAGAAGCCCCUGAUACAGACCCAGAUAGCAGCAAAGCACCAGAGGCCCCAGAUUUUCUGCCUGCAGAGGCUGAUGGGGAAGAGUCUCCACUAGAGGUCCAUGGUGAUCAGGCCCACCCUGGCAGCACCACAGCUGGGCUUCAACAGCAUGAAGAGAGAAGGGAACAGGAGGAGGAGACCCAUGAAAAGCCAGCUGUAGAGUCCCACCCUUCAGUGCCUGCAGAUGGCAAAGGCACAGAGAGUCUUCAAGAUUCUUCUAAACACCACGAACCACUGGAAAGCCAAGAGAGCCCAGACACAGACACACAACAGCCGGAACACAAAGAACCAGCCGUGGAUGGAGAGAUCCAGGUAAUGGCAGGCUCAGGGGAGGCUGCUGAGGAGAUCACCCAGCCUGAGGAGCCGGAACUGGGCAAGAGUCCACAGAGUGAGGUCCCGAGCCAGGAGCUGGAGGCUCCCGACAUAAAACAAGAACACACUGAAUAGAAACACAAAUAUCGCCAAAAAGUUGCAUACGCCACAUAUUGUCAAAAUACUCAAACAGCCUGCAUAGCUUGCCUUGCACCAGUUCUACAGAUGCAUUUUAGUCAAUAGAUAUAAUAGCCAUAUAACCAUGUUGUCUUUGGAGCUCCAAUAAAGCAAUAGCAUGUGAAAAUGUUAAA